Molecule: messenger RNA, 4430 nt
Organism: Hemibagrus wyckioides
Lineage: Eukaryota; Metazoa; Chordata; Actinopteri; Siluriformes; Bagridae
Product: zinc finger protein 567-like
Exons: 8
Coding region: 321-2798 (825 amino acids)
Source: RefSeq, a predicted model, not a curated record
AAAAGUGGAAUUAAGCCUUUCUAAGUGAUUAUAAACAAUCUCAAACUUGCCAGUUGUAAACUAAAUUAAUUAAAUGAGAACAAGUUUAUUUAUUUUUAUACAAAUAGACAGACUAAUAUCGCAGCAUGUUACGCGACCUGGCAACCCUGGACUCAUCGCCUACACAUGAUCAUCCUUGUUUUUCAACAUGGUAGUCACGAGCUAAAAGGAACAAGCAUAUCCAAAACUUUUACAGCAUAUAACAGGUUUUAGAGGAUCGUGCACAAAAAUAAGCGGCUUUAUUUAAGUCUUAUUAUUGUCAGUUGUUGUGGGAAUAAAAGAUGCUGACGCCUCUUUUGCCUUUCCAGACUCGGUUAGCUGAUAUUAUGGACACAUUGGCCAAAACGGCGGUGUUAGAGAUCAGUAAACUUGUGGAGCUGGAAUGUAAAAUCCUCCUGUCUGAGGUUACCCGAGGUCAACAUGAGAUCGACUUCCUGAGGAAAAGACUUCAGCUGAUGGAGAAACACAUGUCAACAAAUAAUACAACUCAGACCCGGGAGGUUGGAAACACUGGAACAUCAGCAGUGCUUACAUCAGUACAGGAGCACAGCUCCAGAGUAGAGAACAUCUCCAGAACAGAGAACAUCACCAGAACUGAGAAUCACAGCUCCAGAACGGAGAACCACAUCUCUAUAACAGAGAACCUCAGCUCCAGAUCGGAGAACCACAUCUCUAUAACAGAGAACCUCAGCCCCAGAACAAAGGACCACAUCUCUAUAACAGAGAACCUCAGCUCCAGAUCAGAGAACCACAUCUCCAGAACAGAGAACCUCAGCCCCAGAACAAAGGACCUCAUCUCCAGAACAGAGCACCAGCCUCGUAUUAAAAGAGAGAGUGAGCUGGAAGAGCUCAGUGAAGGAGAUGCUGCUCUGAUCGACGCCACCGAACACGACCAUACUAAUAACAGAGAGAAACAGCGUGACUGUCGUCUGCAGCAGCAUCACGGAGAAAAACAGACUGCUGAAGUGAAGAUUAAACUGGAGGGGUUUUGGGGCGACGAAUUAGGAGGAGAGAAGGCGAGAGACGAAGUGAACAGCACUGAGGAAACGUGCAGCAGGCGUCUAUGUGAUGAAUCUGCUGACAGACAGUCUCAGCCUGUGAACUCUGCAUUUACAGCUCAUCAAGACAGAAGUUGUUUUGAAAGUAACCUUCAUGCCCCUGAAGGAUCAGAGACUGAAGGCAGACACGUGUAUCUCGUCCCAAAGCCUGUCAAGAGACGCAUGGCCUCCAGGUUCGAGGAGGAGAAGCGCUUCGCCUGUCCGCUCUGUGCAAAGUGCUUCAAGUGUUUCAGUCAGCUGGAAAUCCACAAGCGGAGUCACACGGGUGAGAAGCCGUACAGGUGCACGCUGUGCGGUAAGAGGUACGCGCAGAAAGGUCACCUGUACACACACCAGCGCACACACACUGGAGAAAAGCCAUACCGCUGCAUGCACUGCGGCAAAGCCUUCAUCCAGAAGUGCUCUCUGGACAUGCAUCAGAGGACUCACACUGGAGAGAAACCCUUCAUCUGUGUCAAAUGUGGAAAAGGUUUUACCAAGAAAUUCAAUUUGAACAAACAUCUGGCUGUACAUUCAGAUGUCACAUCUGGUUUCAGUGAUCUGAGCAGCAGAACUGUGAACGGACCCGGGCUUCGUUCCUCAAGCGUCGAUCACUUAUUUAUUCUAUUAAUUAUAUUAAUAAUAAAGAUGGUGGAGACGAUGGUGAGCGACUCCCAUUUUCAGAGCCAGUUAGCGUCCAUAAUGGAAAUGCUGGCGAAAACGGCCGUGCUGGAAAUCGGCAAACUGGUGGAGGAGAGUCAUGCCGUGUUCAGGAGAGAGAUUUCCCGCAGGAUCUCAGAAAACGAGGGUCUGAAGAAGAAGUGCGGUUUGUUAGAGAGCGAGCUGAAGGCGAGCAGGAGGAGCGCACAGGACAGAGCCGAGGCGCACAGCGUCCCGAAUAAAGAAGCUGGACAUCGUCCCACCAUCGACGGCGUGUUUGGGAAGGAGUGGUGCAUGGACCUGUGGAGAGACAAGGAGUCAAGUGCAGUACAGAAGAGCCAUGUGGACCCCUGUAUGAUAGAGAGUAUUGAUCUGAUGGAAGAUGACGGACCAGACAUGAUCAUCAUCAAAGACGAGACGUUUGACGAUGGCCCCGGCAAAAGCAAGCAACAAAUCAACUCGAGGAGCAGCGAGAAAGACCCUGCGUUCUCGGCCGUCCAACAGGACACGGCUCAGACGAGUGAGGAGUUCAUCCAGUACGCCACAGCGUUAGACAACACGCAGCCGAGACGGGCAGCCGAGCAGACGUUUGACAUCAGAGCAGACCCGAGGUCGUCUGGGCUCGGAGACGCCGCCACGUCAUCCAAUAUGAGCUCCGAGGAGUUUGGCGGGUUCUUUCCUGCUAACGUGCAUAUGAACGCCCAGAAGAACUUCACGUCCGGUUCGGAGCAGAAGAAGUUCGAGUGCGUGUUCUGCGGGAAGAACUUUAACUACUUAAGCUAUUUAAAAGUGCACUUACGGACGCACUCUGGAGAAAAACCCUUCAGCUGUUCGGUGUGCGGCAAGCGCUUUGCUCAGAAAACGUACCUCAAAAUCCACAUGCGCACUCACUCCGGAGAGAGACCCUACACCUGCAUGGAGUGUGCCAAGAGCUUCUCGCAGAAGAGUUCGCUAAACAUACACCUGCGCAGCCACACCGGAGAGAAACCGUACAGCUGCGUGGACUGCGGGAAACGCUACGCCUAUAAACACGGCUUCAACAUCCAUCAGUGCAACAGCUGAACCUGGAGCUAGAAUAUUCCAACAUUCGACACACACACUGUGCAUUGUGCAGAUCGGCACAUAACACUCAGCUACCAGUUUAGGCUAAACGAGGUUUACUUUCUGGCUGCUUAAAUAUAUUGGCACCCCUUUACCCUGUCCAUCAUUAGUAAGGUACAGAUUCUCCUCAGAUGUUAAUUGGGUGGUUUGUAUUCUCAGCACAGUCUUAACACUGAUACGGUGGUGUGUGUGUGUGGUGUUGAUACAAGUGUAGAUCAGUGUUGUUUGCUAUUUAAACACCCUAAGAGAAUUGACUGCGCAAAUGAUGGGAACAAAAAUCAUCUGUAUGAUUUUAUAAACAUCUUUGUUUCCAUUUAACUUUAGCCUAUACGUUCUAGACAGAGGAGUUUACGCAGUGUUUAUGUAGUGUUUUUUGUCUUAUUAACUUCAAAAGAGUGAGAGUAUAAUGAGGGAUAGGAUGUUUAUAGCUGCUAUAACAGAUCGGAUGUUUAUAGCUGCUAUAACAGAUCGGAUGUUUAUAGCUGCUAUAACAGAUCGGAUGUUUAUAGCUGCUAUAACACAUCGGAUGUUUAUAGCUGCUAUAACGGAAUAUCAGAGGGACACAGUGGUUUAGAAGUUAGGAUGGUUGACUUACUUCCCCUGUGUGUGUGUGUGUGUGUGUGUGUGGGAUUGUGCUCUGUGAUGAACUGGCACCCCAAGUCCUCUGGGAUAGACUCCCGGGUUCCUGUGACCAUGUAUAGGAUCAGUGGUACAGAAAAUAAACCGUUAGAUGGCUGGAUAACUGAAGCAAUAAUAACUAUCUUGUUUCGCGGACAAAACGAAACUCGGCCACGUUUAUACAGAUAAAAGUUACUCUUUAAUUAAUAAAGCACUUGAACAGUUUAAAGGUUAAACUCCUCUGUGGUAGAAGAAGAGAAACACAACACAAAGGAACGUUCAGUUGUAGAGAAUUCCUCCAUUUCACAGUGGUAGAUGAUGUAAAUCUGUUCCACAAAGUGCUUUAUUUCUCAGUUGUGUCAUCAUCACAUCAUUAUCACCUGGAGCUCAGCUGCAAAAUCCCUACUUCCUUAAUUUAUUCCAGAUAUGUGUAAGCUACAUGAACCAGAUAAACUGGUAGCUCAGUGUCUCUUUCUAAUCUCUUUAUAAAAAGCUCUAAAAAGUCUCGUGCAUGUCCGUGAACUGUUUUCUUAGCAUAGAGUAAAUUAUUCUUCUAUUAUGAUUUUUAAUGAUUCACAACUUUUCCUUUUUUUUUCCACUUAACAACCAAACGCGAAUAAAACUCUUCCACUAAGGACUAAGGUGAAGGUUAUAAAUUAUUGUUAUUUUUUAUUAUAAUUAUUUAUGUUUCUGCUGUUACAUUUGAUGUCAUUUUACAAAGCGAGUGAAGUUAUUGUUAUUCAGCAUUUUGUACAGAAACGUCAGUAUUGACCCUGCUGUCAGCUUUCUACUAAUAUUUCUUUCUUGGCUGAUGAAUAAAUCACGCUUAGAAAGUAAAUUCUCGUAAGACGUUUUUUUGGAAGGUGAUUUUUUUUUUUCAAACUAUGAAGUAAAUCCUUUAAAAUGACUUUUAAAAUAAUUUUUUAAUUAUUGAUGGAUUUUUUUUAAUGAUUUUUUUUAUCCAUUUCAAUUUUU